AUGAGGCCUUCUCCAUCCCUCUUCCUUAGUGGUCGAGACAGUUGGACACCUGAAUCUUCCAUAUUGGCAACAUCGGAAGCAUUUCUCCCAUCGCGUGCGCCAUUGAUACUCGGUCUCCACUCUCCUCUCCUUCUUCCACUUGUCUACAUCUUAUACCCCAGUGAAUGGAUCCCGGGGAAAGUCGAUCGGCGUCAUGUUUUUGGUUUAGCAGCGCAAACCGUGUAUAAAACCUUCCCCUUCCCUCCAUAUAGCUAUGUAACGAGAUACAAACCACAGUCCGAUCUCGCUCCGGCUUGCUAG
Messenger RNA from Penicillium mononematosum, 300 nucleotides. RefSeq lists its product as uncharacterized. The record is from RefSeq and is a predicted model, not a curated record. NCBI's taxonomy places the organism in Eukaryota, Fungi, Ascomycota, Eurotiomycetes, Eurotiales, Aspergillaceae. The transcript has 2 exons. Bases 1 to 300 code for a protein of 99 amino acids.